This is a messenger RNA of Colias croceus (clouded yellow), 3927 nucleotides long. RefSeq names its product calmodulin-A-like. The record is from RefSeq and is a predicted model, not a curated record. The coding region runs from base 415 to 951 and encodes 178 amino acids. NCBI's taxonomy places the organism in Eukaryota, Metazoa, Arthropoda, Insecta, Lepidoptera, Pieridae. The transcript has 6 exons. Gene Ontology annotation, cellular component: myosin II complex. Gene Ontology annotation, molecular function: calcium ion binding; enzyme regulator activity.
GAGACGCGCGUGUCACUAGCGUUCUUAAAUGGCCGAUAUUAAAAAGUAAUCAUUAAAAAGUAAACUGUCAAACAGAAGUGCUCUUCAUAUAAGUGGCGGGAAAAUAAUCAUGAAGCGAAACUGAAUUUAAAAGUGCCUUUCGGUGCAGAGAAGUAAUUAAAAACUCAACAAAGCGUAAAAUUGUGAAAAGCUGUUCGCGAUUUGCUGCCAUUUGGUAACAUAUUCGCGCGUUUUUCGUCGCAAGUUUGAAUUUCGAAUGAAAAUAAAUAAGCGUAUCUGUUGCAAUAUAGGCAAAGGAAAUAUACAAACAGCCAAGUUUCUAGUGUAUAUUGGAAAAAGUUUUCUCGAUAUAAGUUUGAAGCCGGCAAAAAUCGUUGAGUUGUAAACGGUUCUAGUAUCGGUAUGUAUUAAAAUAUGGCGAAGAGGGAUGAGAUCUAUACUAAGGAAUACAGGAGGAUUCGUCGAUUAACUGCUGAUUUUGCUACAAGGCAAUUUUCCUCAGAAUAUGGCCUUACAGAAGAACAAGUUGCAGAAUUUAAAGAAGCGUUCAUGUUAUUCGACAAAGAUGAAGACGGCACGAUCACGAUUGCCGAGCUUGGUGUCGUCAUGCGAUCUUUGGGACAGAGACCUACAGAGACUGAACUACGAGAUAUGGUUAAGGAAGUGGACCAGGAUGGGAAUGGAACGAUCGAAUUCAAUGAAUUUCUGCAGAUGAUGUCCAAGAAGAUGCGGGGAGCAGAUGGUGAAGAUGAGCUUAGAGAAGCCUUCAGAGUGUUCGACAAGAACAACGACGGUCUGAUAUCAUCAGUAGAGCUACGGCACGUGAUGACGAACCUCGGCGAGCGGCUCAGCGAGGAGGAGGUGGACGACAUGAUCCGCGAGGCUGACCUCGAUGGUGACGGCAUGGUCAAUUACGAUGAAUUUGUGACAAUAUUGACGUCGAAAAACUAGUAUGCAGAUAAACCCAGAAGAGAUCGCCCUCCACCACGCUCGCUUCCCCAUAAGGAGUUGACUGAGCUCGGAGGGAAAGAAACUCUUAUCUAGUUGCCUAGCAACUGACUUAGUGAUGUGCUUGUCGAUUGGUUCAAGUGGUUUCUAGUGAUGCUCUAUGUGUAUCGAAGUGAUAUGACGUGACGAUGGAACAAUAUUUAGGUAAGCGUUUUGUUUAGGUUACGGAUUGUUAACGACUGUUGAGCCUUGUGUGAAGGAGUUUAUUAUAAAUAUGUGUUAAAGGUUUUUAUUUUAAUGUUGUUUUUAUUUUUUGGUUUAUGAACAUUUUUUUUAAACUUCGUGUAACUAAUGUUUAAAUGUAUUGCGCUAUUUUUCAGAUAUGUUACCGAAGUGUUUAUCUAAAAUUUUAGACAAAUACAUAAUAUUAUUGGUAGGUUCAUAAAAAAUUUUCGCCUAUUUAUAAAAAAUAGCAAAGAUGUUUUUUUUUUCAUUUCAAUUAAUUUGCUAUGAAUUUUGUAUAAGGGCAAAUUUAAAUGUACUUCUUCAAGCUUCACCUUUUCAUGUUAUGUACUUAUUAAGGAGAGCGGCAAGCGGCAAUUUCGACUAGAAAAUAUUUUGACCAAUCUGUAAAUUAGAUGUGUGUUCGUUUAAAUGUUAUGUACAAUUGGUUCCAAAGUUAAGGUGCAAUAAAAGGUAUAGGUACCUACUCAGCUGCUAUUGUUUGCUGUAAAUCUCAUUUUUACGACCAUUACCUAUAACAUUGAUCGCAUAUAAUAUUCCGCUUCAUACCACUCUAGAUCCUUAAACUUUGAAAUUAUUAGUUUUCCAAUGUAGAUUUCCACAAAUCCUUGUAUUAUGUGAGCUUAGGUGCUGUUUCCUGAAAAAUUGAAGUUGAAACAAGUCGUAUGUUUGUUUGUAAUCAUAUGUUUUGUGUGCCUAAUUACCUAAUUCACGUAACUGUAAAACUAGAACAACCUUGGACUAAUAUUAUUUAUUCGUUCGGGUUUUGUAUAAUAGAUACAACUAAAUAAAGCACCCAAUACAUUUGCUACCAAUUGUACAAAUAGCUUGCUUGAACUGUGUGUACGCGAUAGAAUAAUAUAGAAAUAACAAAGUGUUCAAAUAUUUUGAGGGAGAAUUUAAUGUAAGCGUUAUUGUAAAAUCAUUUAAGGUUUUUUUUAUGUAUAAUUCACUUUACGCUAUAUUUAAUUAUCUAGUCAUGUUUUCCAUUUAUUUGCCAUCUUGUAUUCAUUAAAAUUAAAAGCUAAUUAUUAUAAGUAUAAUUUAUAAUAUUGUGUUUUAAACCCCUAUUAUGUUUUUCUUUACGAAGGUACGUUGACUUUUCUGUUAGCUUGUAUGUACAAAAUGUAUCUACAUUAUACUUAUAAUAAUAAGCAUAAGUAUUAUUUACAAAUAUUUUUUUAAUUCUAUGGUUUUUAAAUUCUUAGUUACAACGUACUUAUUUCUUCACUUGAAUUCUAUAUUCAAUUAUACCUUUUUUCUGUAAAGGCAGAAACAAUAUUUUAUUAUUGUUAUGUUUGUAAAGUGUUGCUGUAAAAAGCUAGUUUUAUAUGUUGUUACAAUCCUGGAUUCAGGAUACUUUACCUAAACCAAUCUAAUCUUAUUUAUUACUGUUUAGAUCUAAGAUCUUUAGUCUGUCCUGAACCCAGGUCCAGUUUAGGCUCCGUGCAGACAGAGAGCGUUCUGCGUUCCGCGUUCUGCGUUUUGCGUUCCGCGUUCUUUGUGAUGCGAAGGAUCUAUAGCGCAGCGCCGCGGUCUGACUGCGUUCUGUGUGCACCGGCGCUAUAGAUCCGUCGCAUCACAAAGAACGCGGAACGCAGAACGCUCUCUGUCUGCACGGAGCCUUAAUGUAUAAUACUUAGUCCAAUAUACAAGUAGAUAGUAAAGUAUACUUUACGUUUCUUGAAAUCGCAAUAAUUACAAGAGUCAUCUGUUUACUUUUUGGUAGCCAUUUUUAAACGACUUCAAAAAGGAGGAGGUUAUCAAUUCGGCUAGUAUAUUUUUUUUUUAUUAUGUAACUAAUAUGUUGUUUCAGAAGCAGAAAAUAAAAUUAAUAUUAAAAUCAAAGUUUUGUAAAUUUCAAGCAAUGAUGUUGCUACAAAUACUUAUUGUGACUAAAAUGGCUUGAAAAGGUUAUGUGCAGGUAUUUUGAUCAGCAGGAAAUUGAUAACUGAAGCAAUUUCCUUUACAUGUAUUUUUUUCCAACAACGUAAACGAAAAGGAACCCAUUUUAAAUGUUCAUAAUAUAUUAUAAUAUAUUGACUUGUUAUUCAGAUUUAGUGCGUUUUUAUUUGUUUAAAACUAAUCAAUAAUACAUGCAAACUUAAUAAUAUAAUAUCUAUCAAAACAUUAUUUGGUUUUUAAUAAUUUAGGUUAGGUACCUAUCUACUUGUUGAUUCAUUACAUAUUUUUAAGCAACACUGCGUAAUAAACGAUUUCAAGAAAUGUCUUGUGUACAAAAUUACUAAACAAUUUUUUUAGCGAAUACAUAAUAUAACAAAGAAAUAUUCUAGCAUUGUAUAAAGAGUAAAUAAUUCAAAUUUGUACCCGAAAAUGUUGAAGUAGUUAAAGGUUGUGUAUUUUAUUCGUGAAGAAAAGUAACAUCAUGGUAUAUCGAAAUUUUAAGAAGAGUACUUAAUUUGGUAUUGAAUAUAGAUAUAAUUCUGGGAAAAUCAGGCCAUUCUUAACGUUACCAGAUAUUUAACAAUAAUAAUCAAUUUUAAACCGUAUUUUAUAUUGAUUAGGGUAGAUGUUCCUGUGCUGUUGUUUUCUAUAUAAUAUGAUGAUAUUAACUAAAUUAAGACGAUACAGAUCUAAUUAUCUUUAUUCAACAAGAUUUGCUAAUACACACAGUUUUAGCUGUUAGUUGGAAAACAACAGAUAAAUGCUAUAAAAAAAAAUGUGUGUGUGUGUACUAGUGUGCACACGUAAGAAGUGAAACUUCUUUAUAACCUU